This is a messenger RNA of Fukomys damarensis (Damara mole-rat), 533 nucleotides long. RefSeq names its product interleukin 26 (gene Il26). The transcript is spliced from 5 exons. Bases 1 to 522 code for a protein of 173 amino acids. NCBI's taxonomy places the organism in Eukaryota, Metazoa, Chordata, Mammalia, Rodentia, Bathyergidae. The record is from RefSeq and is a predicted model, not a curated record.
AUGUGGGUGAAUCGCAUUUCAAGGUCUGGGUUGCUGUGUGUUACUCUAUUUCUUGCCAUUGCCAAGCACAAGCCAUCUCAAUCUUCCUUCACCAAAAGUUGUCACUCCAGGGAGUCACUGUCCCAAGCUGUGGACACACUCUAUGUCACAGCAGACAGGCUAAAGGCGGCGAUUCCAGAAGAUCGCAUAAAAAAUGUACGAUUAUUAAAAAAGAAAACAAAGAAGCUAUUUAUGAAAAGCUGCAGAUUCCAGGAACAGCUUCUUUCCUUCUUUAUGGAAGAUGUGCUUGAUCAACUCCAAUUACAAAUUUUCAAGGAUAUACACUUUGUAGAAGACUUUCAUAGCUUGAGGCAGAAAUUGAGGCGCUGUAUUUCCUGUGUUUCAUCAAGAAGAGAGAUGAAAUCUAUUACCAGGAUGAAAAGAACAUUUUACAGGAUUGGAUACAAAGGAAUCUACAAAGCCAUCAGUGAAUUGGAUAUUCUUCUGUCCUGGAUUAAAGAACUCUUAGAGAAUAUUUCAUAAAUCAAGAAGCC